AUGAAGGUGGAGAAUAGCAAGAUGGAGGUGAAGCGAGAGCAGAGCUACUCCAAUGAAGAUGAGGAGAUCAACGAGGAGGACCUGAACUGGUGGGAGCAGGAAAACCUCCGUAUCGCCAUGAAGGGCGAGCGUCGCUGGGAGACGCUGGCCCACAAUGGCGUCCUUUUUCCACCCGAGUACGAGCCCCACGGCAUCCCCAUCUUCUACGAUGGACGCGAGUUUAAGAUGACGCCGGAGGAAGAAGAGGUGGCGACAAUGUUCGCCGUGAUGAAGGAGCACGACUACUACCGCAUGGAGGUGUUCCGGCGCAACUUCUUCGAAAGCUGGCGCGAGAUCCUGGGCAAGCGCCAGCACCCCAUCCGUCGCCUGGAGCUCUGCGACUUCGAGCCCAUUUAUCAGUGGUACCUCGUCCAGCGGGAAAAGAAGCUCAGCCGGACGAAAGAAGAGAAGAAGGCCAUCAAGGAGAAGCAGGACGCGGAGGCAGAGCCGUACCGCUACUGCGUGUGGGACGGACGUCGCGAGCAGGUGGCGAAUUUCCGCGUGGAGCCGCCGGGCCUAUUCCGCGGACGCGGCAAGCACCCGCUAAUGGGCAAGCUGAAGGUGCGCGUGCAGCCGGAGGACAUCACAAUCAAUAUUGGCGAGACGGCCGAGGUGCCGGUGCCGCCUGCGGGGCACAAAUGGGCUGCGGUGCAGCACGACCACACCGUGACGUGGCUCGCCAUGUGGCGCGACAACGUGGCUGGCAACAUGAAGUACGUCAUGCUUGCCCCGUCUUCCAGUGUCAAGGGACAGUCUGACAUGGUGAAGUUCGAGAAGGCGCGCAAGCUCAAGGACAAAGUGGAUGACAUUCGCGCAUCCUACAUGGAGGCUUUCAAAUCCAAUGAUUUGCACGUGGCGCAGCGGGCCGUCGCCAUGUACUUUAUUGACCGUCUCGCCCUCCGCGUUGGUAAUGAGAAGGGCGAGGACGAGGCGGAUACGGUGGGUUGCUGCUCGCUGCGUGUGGAGCACAUCCAGCUCAUGCCGGACAACAUCGUGCGGUUCGACUUCCUGGGCAAGGACUCGAUCCGUUACCAGAACGAUGUGGCGGUGCUACCGGAGGUGUACGCACUACUGCAGCGUUUCACUUGUCGUAAGUCGCCGGGCAUGGACAUCUUCGAUCAGCUCAACCCCACGCAGCUGAAUGACCACCUCAAGUCCUUCAUGGACGGCCUCUCUGCCAAGGUGUUCCGUACCUACAAUGCCUCCAUCACCCUCGAUCGGUGGUUCAAAGAAAAACCAGUCGACCCCAAAUGGUCCACCGCGGACAAGCUGGCCUACUUCAACAAGGCGAACACCGAGGUGGCCAUUCUGUGCAACCAUCAAAAGUCCGUCUCGAAGAACUUCAAGUUGCAGAUGAUGCAGCUGACCACCAAGUCCGAGUACACCCGCAAGACGCUUGAGCUCCUGGAGAAGGCGGAGGUGACCGCCAAGAAGAAGUCGGUCGAGGAGGCCGCGAAGGAGUUUCUGGAGGAGCAGGACCGCAUGCAGCGCGAGUGGCUCGAGAGCUACGGCACGGAGGAGCAGAAGAAGGAGUUCGAGGAGAUCGUGGCAAAGCGUGCGGCGCCGCGCGUGCGGUCUGAGAAGAAAUCCUCGUCGGGCACCAAGAAGGCCAAGUCCGCAUCUGGGAAGACGAGGGCCGCCACAAAGAAGAAGUCGGCCAAGAAGAGCGGAAAGGCGUCGAGCAAGAAGGCAGCACGCAAGUCGUCCAAGAAGGCGCCGAAGAGGUCGAAGGAGGAAGACGAGGACGACGUGCCGCUCAUGAGCAUGGCAGCCAAGACGAAGAAGACGGCUGGCGUCAAGCGGCAGCGCGCCGUCAAGGUGGCCAGUGACGACGAUGAUGUGCCUCUUGCAGCUUUGAGGGUGUAG
Messenger RNA from Leishmania major strain Friedlin, 1905 nucleotides. RefSeq names its product DNA topoisomerase IB, large subunit. The record is from RefSeq and is a predicted model, not a curated record. Gene Ontology annotation, cellular component: chromosome; nucleolus. Bases 1 to 1905 code for a protein of 634 amino acids. The transcript has a single exon. Gene Ontology annotation, molecular function: DNA binding; DNA topoisomerase type I (single strand cut, ATP-independent) activity. Lineage: Eukaryota; Euglenozoa; Kinetoplastea; Trypanosomatida; Trypanosomatidae. Gene Ontology annotation, biological process: DNA replication; chromosome segregation; DNA topological change.